ACCAUUCACAGUGUGACACCAAGGUUCCUAAAGAAAUUAUACAAUGCUGCUUUACUGCUAAAAUAUCAAUUUAGUUUCUUAAAUCGCAACUUCUUUCUUUGCUUGUCGUUUGGUACUUUUAAUGUCAGCGGAAAGCACAGUAAAUAGCCUUGUCAGUCUAUGUCAUCAGUAUUGUAAUAAUGUUAUUUGCUAAGUGUUAUUAGUAGGUUUCGCGCUAGCUGGAGAAUGCUAGAUGGCUAACGUAACAAAUAACGUCACCUAGCCAAGCCAGCUGCUGUAGUAGUAGUAGCAUAGAUAUAUAUACUGACAGUAUAUAUAUCUAUGUAGUAGUAGGAGGAACCAGGAAGUUGUGUGGUGUCAAGGCAACUAAUAGUAGCUGUUAUUCUUUUAAUCAAGCCAUAAGUGCCUUAUAAAAUCGUCGGAAAUUAUACUCCAAGUGUGGCAAGUAUGAUUUUAAUACGAGUUUAAUGCGAGGAACGGAACCGGUUAGUCUGAAAUAUUUCGAAAUCAAUACCUGUCAUUUAAAAUCCCGUUUGUCCCGUUUACAAGCUCACUAGCUAGUAACUUAGGUCACCAGCGUCCACGCACGUGCUUUACAGCUUUAUAUAUCAUUUGUCUAUUUGACAGACAGUUUGAACAGAAUAAACAUGGUAAGCCUGGGCACUAGACUUUGGUGUCAAAUGGAAAUGUUUUGUAAAUAUAUGCCCAUCGUGUUAAACACGGUGCUUGUCUUUUCCAUCACUGCGGAAGUAAGCUACCUAGUCAUUGUGGAAGCUCCACUUCAACCUGAUGAGAAGAAAACUCAGUGGUCUACAAUAUGGAAGUCGAUACAUCUUUUUUGUCAGUAUUUCAUGCUUGGCAACAUAACUUGGAACGCAUGGUUGUUCGUGAAUGCAAACCCAAGCAUUCGUGGAGUAUUCCUUGGUGGAGAGGCCAUGGGACAAGGCUGGAGGUUCUGCUAUGCCUGUGAGACACACACGCCUCCAAGAUGUUCACAUUGCUAUGACUGCAAUGUCUGUGUCCUACGUCGUGACCAUCACUGUGUGUUUUUCGGCCAGUGUGUGGGCUUCCGGAACUAUCGCUACUUUUUUAGCUGCCUGCUCUUCAUGUGGUCCGGCCUGCUGUAUGCUGUGGUGAUGAACGCCGAAGUUUUCAUCGUCAUCCUAAAGGAGGGGGUCACCUUUCACAGCAUCAUGCUCCUCUUAGUGCCCUGGAUCAUGCUCGUCUCAGGUCAGGUGACAGCGCGGGCCUUUGCCUUUGCCUUCAUCGCUGACACCUGUGUGGUGGGCUUCCUGCUGGUGGCCGGCUUCCUGUUCUUCCAUGUUGCACUGAUGCUGAGGGGCCAGACCACGCGAGAGUGGCACUCCAGUCGCCGGCCCUACAGCCUUGGAAUUGUGGGCAACAUUAGGGAGUGCCUGGGCACCCGGUGGUACCUGUGCUGGCUCUGCCCGCUCAUCCCCUCUCCACUUCCUGGAGAUGGCAUUAAUUUCAAAGUCACCGGGCCACUGGAACCAGUUAGGGGAUAAUGGGAGAUGUUCUUCAUGAGAGGGUUGAAGUGGAGGUGUGGGGGUAAACUGGUGAAUGCAGCUGAUGGAGUUUUUUUUUUACCCCUUUCUCAACAACCAGCACUAAAGAAAAAAAAACUGUUUAAAUUCAGCGAAGUGUACACUCAUAACCUAUUUAAGGUAUUAUUUGCCAAAUCUGCCUCGGUUUUUUGGAAAGGAAAUGUGCAGCUCUAUAUCUUCAGUGAUUUAUACAUACAAUUUUAACUAGGUGCCAUUAUGACAAUUGCACUGUGGUCUUAAAUGUAUUUGGGCCUGUCUGGGAAGGAUUGUCCUUAAUGUUUCUUGAUUUAUUUUGUAUCCUAAUCGUCAGGGCAGGGCUUUAAGCAUGUUCACUUUUGGUAUACGGUUUCUGUUUGUUUACAUUCUUUAAUGAAUACUUCUGAGCACUUUUUGUUUAUAUUUUUGUCCACUCCUUGUCAAUUUUUUGAAUGCAUGAAUGGGUUCAAUAUUUGAAUGUCAUUUUGAAUCUAGUCACAAAUAAACAGAAAUCAGUAUGGA
Molecule: messenger RNA, 2063 nt
Organism: Alosa sapidissima (American shad)
Lineage: Eukaryota; Metazoa; Chordata; Actinopteri; Clupeiformes; Clupeidae
Gene: zdhhc24
Product: zinc finger DHHC-type containing 24
Exons: 3
Coding region: 648-1526 (292 amino acids)
Biological process (GO): protein targeting to membrane; peptidyl-L-cysteine S-palmitoylation
Cellular component (GO): Golgi apparatus; endoplasmic reticulum
Molecular function (GO): protein-cysteine S-palmitoyltransferase activity
Source: RefSeq, a predicted model, not a curated record